CCCCACCUCCCCGGCGGGGUUCGGUCACUAUAACUCGGCGGAGCACAUGGCAGCGGGACCCCAGCCGGGGAGACCCGCGCAGCAGGUCAGUCUCCAGCACCAUGAUCGAGGAAGAGCCCCCCAGCUCCAGCCAAGGCCAGUUUGCUGCCCGGAAUGGCACCAGCAGCUCCUUGGACCUAGAAUCUGUGGUACAACCCUUGGUCUUGAACCCGUGGGACGUUGUCCUCUGCAUCUCUGGCACCAUCAUCUCCUGUGAGAACGCCAUCGUGGUGGUGCUCAUCUUCUACACCCCAGCUUUCCGGGCUCCAAUGUUCCUCCUCAUCGGCAGUUUGGCCACCGCUGACCUCCUGGCUGGUUUGGGUUUGAUCCUGCAUUUUGCCUUUGUCUAUUUCAUCCCAUCAGAGGUGGUCAGGCUGCUGACAGUGGGGCUCCUGGUCACCUCCUUCACCGCCAGCAUCAGCAGCUUGUUGACCAUCACCAUCGACCGCUACUUGUCCCUCUACAACGCCCUGACCUACUACUCGAAGAGGACGGUCACCAGGACUUACAUCAUGUUGGUCCUCACCUGGGGAGGCUCCAUCUGCCUCGGGCUCUUGCCCAUCAUGGGCUGGAACUGCCUGAAGGAGCCCUCCUCCUGCAGCGUUGUCAAACCCUUGAUGAAGAACCACCUCAUCAUUCUCUCCGUCUCCUUCUUCAUGAUCUUCACCGCGAUGCUCCAGCUUUAUGUGCAGAUCUGUAAGAUCAUCUGCAGGCACGCCCACCAGAUCGCCCUCCAGAGACAUUUCCUGGCCACUUCCCACUACGACACCACCCGGAAAGGCAUUGCCACCCUGGCCCUCAUCUUGGGCACCUUUGCUUCCUGCUGGCUGCCCUUUGCCAUUUACUGUCUCCUGGGGGACAACAGCUACCCAGCCCUCUACACCUACGUCACCCUCCUCCCGGCCACCUACAACUCCAUGAUCAAUCCUGUCAUUUAUGCCUUCAGGAACCAGGAGAUCCAGAAGGUGCUGUGUGCCCUGUGCUGUGGGUGCUUCUCCUCCACCAGCCCCUUCCGCUCCCACUCCCCCAGUGACGUCUGACACGUGUGUCCCCCCCACCCCCUCUGCACCUUCCACUUACCAACUGCUUGAAGGAUUUCCUUUUCUCCUUGAUUUUUCUCCCCCUCCCCUUUUCAUUCCCAGAGACUCAGGAAGUCUUGGAAUCGAGCAGCUUUUCUCAGCCCCAUCCUUUGGUGCACAGCCCCCUUCUCUAUUUUUCCACUUUUUGAAUGCACAGGAGAGAAAAAAAAAAAAAAUCCAUAUUUUUUAUCCAUAAUAUAAUCUAUAUUUAUGCCUGAGGGCAAGAGAGGAAGGGAGAGAUCCUCAUAUUUUCUUUACAAGUAUUUAUGAUGCUUUAUUUUUUUAAGGGGGAGGGAAGGGAUGCCAGGAACGUUCUCUCUCCCCUCUUACU
This is a messenger RNA of Apus apus (common swift), 1449 nucleotides long. It is a transcript of the gene GPR3, whose product is annotated as G protein-coupled receptor 3. NCBI's taxonomy places the organism in Eukaryota, Metazoa, Chordata, Aves, Apodiformes, Apodidae. The record is from RefSeq and is a predicted model, not a curated record. The transcript has 2 exons. Gene Ontology annotation, cellular component: membrane. Bases 102 to 1079 code for a protein of 325 amino acids. Gene Ontology annotation, biological process: G protein-coupled receptor signaling pathway. Gene Ontology annotation, molecular function: G protein-coupled receptor activity.